CUCAUCUUCAUCCCAUCCCCGCUGUAACAUGUCCAAAGCUGUCGUUCUCGGAGCUGCCGGUGGCAUUGGGCAACCACUGUCUCUCCUCCUCAAGUGCAACCCGCUCGUCAAGGAGCUCGCGCUGUACGAUAUCGUCAACACGCCUGGGGUUGCGGCAGAUCUGUCCCACAUUUCUACGCCGGCGAAGGUGCAAGGGUACUUGCCUCCCGAUGACGGAUUGAAGAAGGCCUUGGCGGGAGCUGACAUCGUCAUUAUCCCUGCGGGAGUACCGAGGAAGCCUGGGAUGACCAGAGAUGACCUUUUCAAAAUCAAUGCCGGUAUUGUGCGCGAUCUUGCGAAUGGCAUCGCGACCGCUGCGCCCGGUGCUGCGGUGUUGGUCAUCUCCAACCCCGUCAACUCCACGGUCCCAAUCGUUGUAGAGGUCUUCAAGAAGCACGGCGUUUUCAAUCCAAAGAAGAUCUUUGGUGUCACUACGCUUGACGUUGUACGCGCAUCCACGUUCGUCUCUGAAGUGCUCGGAGACCUGUCUCUGGCUCCGUCAGUCAAAGUCCCCGUGGUUGGAGGGCACAGUGGUGUCACGAUCGUGCCGUUGUUCUCCCAAGCUUCUCAUUCCCUCCCGCCUGGCUUCUCCAAGUCGUCCCUCGAGGCUCUCACGAAGCGCGUGCAGUUCGGAGGAGACGAGGUCGUCAAGGCGAAGGAUGGUGCAGGUUCUGCUACUCUAUCGAUGGCCUAUGCUGGCGCGGAUUUCGCAGACAAGGUGUUGAGGGCACUGAAGGGCGAGAAGGGACUUGUGACUCCCAGCUUCGUCCAUCUUACCGCCGACAAGGCUGGAGGUGAGAAGAUCAAGAAAGAGAUCGGGAAGGAGAUCGAGUACUUCUCUGUCCCGGUCGAACUUGGGCCGGAAGGUGUGGCCAGUCUGCAGAGCCUUGGACCGAUCAACGAGUACGAGAAGUCUCUCAUCGCGGCGGCCGUGCCUGAUCUGAGUGGUAACAUUGACAAGGGUGUCUCCUUCAUUGAAUCUUCCAAGUUGUAGAUGUAGCCGAAGCAGACGGGAGGAGAAAUAGUAGAGUAUUGCUGCGUCAAUUGUACUGUAUAAAAGAACUGUUAUGAAGUUGAAUGUCUCAGA
Messenger RNA from Laetiporus sulphureus 93-53, 1126 nucleotides. RefSeq names its product malate dehydrogenase. The record is from RefSeq and is a predicted model, not a curated record. Gene Ontology annotation, molecular function: L-malate dehydrogenase (NAD+) activity. Gene Ontology annotation, cellular component: cytoplasm. Gene Ontology annotation, biological process: tricarboxylic acid cycle; malate metabolic process. The coding region runs from base 29 to 1033 and encodes 334 amino acids. NCBI's taxonomy places the organism in Eukaryota, Fungi, Basidiomycota, Agaricomycetes, Polyporales, Laetiporaceae. The transcript is spliced from 10 exons.